Molecule: messenger RNA, 1079 nt
Organism: Onychomys torridus (southern grasshopper mouse)
Lineage: Eukaryota; Metazoa; Chordata; Mammalia; Rodentia; Cricetidae
Product: fas-activated serine/threonine kinase-like
Exons: 7
Coding region: 1-978 (325 amino acids)
Biological process (GO): mitochondrial RNA processing; regulation of mitochondrial mRNA stability
Cellular component (GO): ribonucleoprotein granule; mitochondrial matrix
Molecular function (GO): RNA binding
Source: RefSeq, a predicted model, not a curated record
AUGGAGGUGGGUGAUGGAGACCCUGAGGGGUGGCCCAGAAAACCGGGUGGAGAAACAAGGCCCGGAGCGACCAAGAGGUUAAAGCCCGAGGUCAUUCACAGGGUUAGUGGUCGCACCCAGCCUGGAGCCCCGGUGGUCCCGGCUUCGCGCCCUGCCGACCACCUCCCCCUCUCGCAGGAGGCGGCGGCGGGGUGGGCGGAACGCAAGCUCUGCAGCGGGACGGUGCUGGGCCCCAUGCUGGGCGCUCCCACUUACCAGCUGCGUGACCUUGGACAAGUGUCUUCGCCUCUCUGCCUACGUCUCCUCACCAGUGAAAUGAGGACACAGCGCAAGCUCGCAGGGCGCGCGCUGGGCCCCGGGGCGCCGUCUGCCAAGGAGGAGUCCUUCAGUCUGUGCUACCUCUCUCUACUCGACACGGCCGUGGAGCUUGAACUCCCAGAGUACCAAGGCCCCCGCCUUCCCCAAAGACAGCGAGUGCCCAUCUUCCCACAGCCCCUCAUCACUGACCGUGCCCGCUGCAAAUACAGUCACAAGGACAUAGUAGCCGAGGGGCUGCGCCAGCUUCUGGGGGAAGAAAAAUACCGCCAGGACCUGACUGUACCUCCAGGCUACUGCACAGACUUCCUGCUCUGUGUUGGUAGUUCUGGUGCUGUGCUACCUGUGAGGACACAAGACCCCUUCCUGCCCUACCCACCACGGUUCUGCCAACAGGACCAGGCUGACUCUAACCCCACAACCCAAGACUCCACCCAAAGGGUAGUGUUGAUGCUGCGAGAGCGCUGGCAUUUCUGCCGUGAUGGCAGGGUGCUGCUGGGCUCUCGGGCCCUGAGGGAGCGGCACCUGGGCCUGAUGGGCUACCAACUCCUGCCGCUGCCAUUUGAAGAACUGGAGUCUCAGAGAGGCCUGCCUCAGCUCAAGAGCUACCUGAGGCAGAAACUUCAGGCCUUAGGCCUCCGCUGGGGACCUGAGGGUGGGUGAGGGAGUACACAGGGCUCAGGAUGGAUCCCCUAUGGAGUGGAGGGGGUGCGUUUGCACUUUGGCUCCCUGUUGGUUUUUACAUUAAAAUCCCUUUCCUUCCC